Portunus trituberculatus (swimming crab) is the source of this 1647-nucleotide messenger RNA. RefSeq lists its product as uncharacterized. The record is from RefSeq and is a predicted model, not a curated record. NCBI's taxonomy places the organism in Eukaryota, Metazoa, Arthropoda, Malacostraca, Decapoda, Portunidae. Bases 336 to 1283 code for a protein of 315 amino acids. Gene Ontology annotation, molecular function: chitin binding. The transcript is spliced from 4 exons. Gene Ontology annotation, cellular component: extracellular region.
CGGAGGGCGGGUGUUGCUAUUAUUGUGGGCGCAUUGAGGACCUUGUUUUCACCCGAGGCUAUGCCGUUCCUUGGUCAGCAGCUCGGAUGACUUGACUGAAAAGCGCGAGUACACUUGCAGUAAACUUCCAACUCAGUGCUUAUAUUUACUUAAGUGUUGGCUGGACGCGCCCCAAAGCUCGGACAAAAGAUAGAUUAGCUUCAGUCCUCCAGGAACAUUUUUGUUGAGCUGCGACAGUGUGUGUUCUGGUCAAGCAGAGGAACUGUUGACUCGAGUGUUGGCGGUGAAGCUCAAUAGACGUCUGACAACAGUUUCGUACUCUAACAAGGGGAAAAAUGUUGAUAUUUUGUAUUACUGUCGUCUUACAUUUUAUCACCAACCAGGUAUCGGCGAGCGUGUCCCUAGAGCUCAGUUCAAUUUGUCGCAGCGAGGGAAGGUUCCCAACGUCUAGAGAGUGUGAGGAGUAUGUGGAGUGCGUGGCAGAGAAUGAGGAAAAGGGAAACUCAUCCAUCAAUAGCUACUUUUACAGAUGUCCCACUGGUCCCUUUCACCCUACACUGGCCAGGUGUGUGGUUCAGUUUCAGGGACAGACUUGCCGAUCCCUGGAGAGUGAGGCGCUGAGAUUAGGCAAGAAGGAAAGGCAAGGAUCACUCCAUCGCUCGCCUCGCCACGAUCGUCUUUGUGUUGGGAGGUUGGGAUUUGCCUGUGCCUCAUGCACUGAGGUAGUGGUGUGUGCUGGACAAGAAGCUUUCCUCUCCACCUGUGCCUCUGAUAUGCGGUGCAUGUCUCAUGAUAAGUUUCCUGGAGGUGUGUGUUAUCCUCGAUGGCCGAAAGAAAAGUGCUCCUGCAAAGCCUCUGGACAGGUGAUGCCAGACAUCUAUGAUCGCACGACCUUCCUGCAGUGCUCGGGAAAAGACCAUUUUCCGAGGACUUUUUACUGUAAUAACAUGCAUAUAUUCGACCCUGAAACUCUGACUUGCAAGGCAGUCCCAGACGUGCCUGCUUGCUUCGCCACUGGUGUGUUCCCAGUGGAGCAUGCGUGCCGCUGGUACUAUAGCUGCAUGCCAACCGGCGCUGGUAAAUGGUAUCAAGAUUACUUCCUGUGUCCAGGAAACAAGGUGUAUAACCAGGCGAUGGCGGUGUGCGUUGACCCUCAGAGUUUGCCGGAAGGAAUACCAUGUAGCAGUAAGCGUAAGACGAUUAGUUAUAAAUGCAACUUUCUGCAGCUUAUUCUAGUGUUUCUCUUUCCAAAACAUAUCGCAUACAUUUGCUCUUCCACCUGAGCGGAGACUAGCCUGCCUAUGAUCCUUCCCUAAUCUUGGAAUGUCCCUUGUUACGAGGUUGGUUCUUGUAGGCAGCAAGCGGCUUCUAAGUCAGGAUGACCUGUCAGCCAGUUAUUGCCGCCGCAACGAUUCUGAGAAACCCUUAACGUGCCCUGCACGAAUAGACCAUCUGGCAGAGUGAGGCCGCGGUGUUGGAUACCUGUAUUUGGUCACCAUGUUCUAGCAAUAUGAGUAAUAUGCGGUGAUAUGAGUGUAAAUGAAUUAUGGUUUAUUUACUUUUGUUAUGACUCGGUGUGUGUGUGUGUGUGUGUGUGUGUGUGUGUGUGUGUGUGUGUGUGUGUGUGUGUGUGUGUGUGUGUGUGUG